Nelumbo nucifera (sacred lotus) is the source of this 1904-nucleotide messenger RNA. RefSeq names its product diiron containing four-helix bundle family ferritin protein, putative (Protein of unknown function DUF455). NCBI's taxonomy places the organism in Eukaryota, Viridiplantae, Streptophyta, Magnoliopsida, Proteales, Nelumbonaceae. The record is from RefSeq and is a predicted model, not a curated record.
UGGUUACCGCCUUUUCAAGGGCACGAACAAACAAGGAGAACAUCCGAGAUUGUGCGGAAGAAAGCAAACCAUGAGCACUUGAGCAGUAGUAAUCUAAUCUAAUAGUAGUAUCAGCAAAUGCUACUCAAGCCUAAUCUCUGUGCGUCGCUACGCUGCGCUCUAUGCUCAUCUUCCCCUUCACGUACUGUACAGAUAUGUGCCUUUUCUUCAUCUUCUUCUUCCUGCCAAUACAAACUAUGUUCUGGCCUGCAAAGUUGGAGAGAAUGCUCACUGAACGAAAACCGAAAAUGGGGAUCCAAAGGUCCAGAACCACCACCACCACCAUCCAUCGAAACCGACCACGACCCAACGGCAUCGGCCUCGUCUCUGGCCGAGCUCGGAACCCUUGUUCUCUCCACCGGAGACCCCCUUGCCAAGUCGAAGCUCUCCCAUAUCGCCUACUCGAGAUGGCGCUCUGGGAAUCUCCCGCUUGGAGUUUCUACACCGCCCGACCGACCUGCUCGUCCACCUAAACCCUAUCUGGUGUCCCCAAAGGAGAUUCCCUCUCCCAAGGACUCGGGCUUGCCACUUAAUGCUUAUAUGCUGCACAAUCUCGCGCAUGUGGAGCUAAAUGCCAUUGAUUUGGCAUGGGAUACGGUUGUCCGGUUUUCUCGUUAUGGUGACGUACUUGGGGAGGGAUUUUUUGACGAUUUUGCUCAUGUUGCCGACGACGAGAGUCGCCAUUUUGCUUGGUGUUCGCAGAGGCUGGCUGAGCUUGGAUUCAGUUAUGGAGAUAUGCCUGCUCAUAAUUUGCUCUGGAGGGAGUGUGAGAAAUCAUCAGGGAAUGUCGCUGCACGUCUGGUAGCCAUUCCACUAGUUCAGGAGGCUAGAGGGCUUGAUGCUGGGCCUCGUCUUGUGCAAAAGUUGGUAGGUUUUGGAGAUAAUAGGACAUCAAAAAUUGUGGCCAGGAUUGCUGAUGAGGAAGUUGCACACGUGGCAGUUGGUGUGUUCUGGUUCAUCUCAGUCUGCCAGAAAAUGGGUUGCACACCUUGCACCACUUUUAAAGAGUUAAUAAAGGAGUAUAAUGUGGAAUUGAAGGGCCCCUUCAAUUAUUCUGCUCGAGAUGAAGCUGGAAUUCCUCGUAACUGGUAUGAUGGAUCAUCUGCAGAAAAUCAUGACGAGAAUGAACAGCUUUCUGAGGUCUAUGAGAGGCUUGCUUGCAUCAUCUCUAUGGAGAAAGAGAACUCCAAUUUGAAUGGUGACCCAUGAAGAAUUUCUGGCUUACCUGAAGAUACACAUAAGAUCCGUCUUCCUGCAAAUAAAGUGAUUUGGAUUUUGGAAUGAAUUUUCCAGCUUGAUUGUAUGGUGUAAAUCUGGGUUUUAUGUGCGGCUCUGCUGGCACCAGAACUAAUCUGGAGAUCUACCAUUCCCUGCUGGAGUGCUGAUAUUAUUAGUUCAUUGAUAACCUAUGAAACCAAGAGCACUGGUCUAAGUUCCGUUCUCAUGUAACCGAGAACUAUAGCUGUGUUGGUCUGUUAUAUAGGUGACCACUGUUCUGGAUGAAUAGUGCCUUUUUUAGCAGUUGUGCUUGUGGUCCACCAAUCAUUAUGCAGAGAUUUUUUUUUUUUUUUUUUGUUAAUGAAAUGAAAGGAUCCACUAGAAACAUCAAGGAUACAAAAGGAGCCCCCUUUUACAGAAAGGAGAAGAUGACCUUGGGGGGUAAGUUCAGACAAAAAGGAUGAGUUCUAUUUACAUUUGCCCUCUUAGCUAGAUUAUAGGCAUUAGUAACAUCAUUCCUACAAACAUAGAGCAGAUUUAUGUCAUCAAAAAAAGAAGAUACUUGAUAUGGUCCAGAAGUGUAUCCAUUCCAUCUAAUGUUUUUGUGGUUCCUUCCCUUUAUCUUCAUCAAAAUAUCUUUAGCAUCA